ACUAGUAUCGAAAAUCAGGAUAAUUGCACAUAUCUUGCUACCAUCAAAACUGAGAUAGACGAACUAAUCACCGAUGCGCUCGGCGACGAUGAGUUGGAAGAGAAGCAGGAUAUUCCAAAAUUGGUAUCGAAACCACCACUUGACGCGUCGCCUACACUAUCACCGGCAAAGCUAUCCAUCCCGGUAAAGACUGAAAGACGUUCGCAGAGAAUACAAGUUAAACGUACUUCCGUAGCAAGCGCAUCGUCUACACUAUCACCUGCAAAAGUUAAAAUACGUGGUUCGCAGAGAAGACAAUGUAGUUCCGUAGUAAAGUGUUCAAAGAUAGUAGAUAAAAUCAAAGCCGAUUGUGAAAUUUUGGAGUUCUAUAAACGGCUAGUUUGUCACAGAUGCGAACCGCAGCAAAUAGCUCGUGAAAAUCCCGUCAUUGAGUACAAUACGCUUGUCGAGCUAAAUCGCCAUUAUCGUGAGGAGCACAGGACAAAACAAGCUACAAUCCGAUGUCCGGUGUGUAGUACCAAGUGUAGGACACGAACAGAUUUAUUAGUCCAUAAAGACAUGCAUAUCAAACCGGACAAACGCCGGUGUAUGAAAUGCUUGGAAGUACACCAAAAUUUGGACCAACAUAAGAAAACACGGCAUGACGAAAAGCAUCACAGCUGUACAAAAUGUGGCAAAGUAUACGGUUCCCAGAGUCAGCUUGCACUUCACAUGCAAAAUUUCCACAAAACUGAUCGUUUGAGUGCCAGAAAGGCAAAAGCUUCGGAGAGAAUGUCAACAGUGGACCACGAAAUUUUAGAAUUUUAUAAACGACUAGUGUGUGAAAGGUGCGACCCGCAGCGGGCAGAACCAUGGAUAGAGUACAACAACCUCUCGGAGUUGAAUCGCCACAGUCGUAGGGAACACAAGAAAAGACGCGCCCCAGUGAAAUGUCCUUUGUGUUCUAAUCAUUAUGCUGCACGAACAGAUUUAUUAAAGCACAAAGACGUGCAUCUUAAUCCGGACAAUCAUCGGUGUAAGGAAUGCCUGGAGGUGCACCAAAAUAUGGACGUACACGUGAAAACUAAGCAUAGCGAAAAGUUAUACAGCUGUACGGAAUGUGAUAACAAAUUCGCAUUCUUGGGUAAGCUCACACGACAUAUGCGAAUAAGGCACACCCCCCGCGACGUUAGGUGUGGCCAAUGCAACAGGCUAUUUAGCAAAUACACGAUAGAAACACACAAAAAAGCCGCACAUGGGGUUGGUUAUAUUUGCGAAUUUUGUCCCACCAGAUUCAAAUGUCGUUACAAGCUCCUGCGGCAUGUCGAGCAUCACAAGGGGACCAACUCCAAGCUACGACCGGUAGCGUGCUCAAAGUGCAACACUGUACUGAAAGAUAUAUACCAGCUUAAGGCUCAUAAUCGGUUAGUGCACGGUGAUCAGAGCCGGGUCAUCUGCAAAUCAUGUGGAAAAUCGUUCAAAAAAAUGAGCCUUUACAAGCACAUGAAGGAGAUUUGCACCGAGCCCAAUCUCGAGUGCAAGAUAUGUGGUAAACUGUUUAAACAGGUAAAAAACCUGCAGGAGCACCUGACGACGCAUACAGGGAUGCCGCUCUACGUUUGCAAUUUUUGCCCCGAGACGUUUAAAUUCCAAUCCCAUUUUUACACCCACCGGAAGACCGCGCAUCCAAAGGAAUGGCUCGAAAUUAGGGAGAAGAAAAAAGAAGGCAUACAACAUAAGAUUCAGCACCUACGAAAUGUUAUCCAUAAUCCCGACAUUGAGAUACACCUACCUUAAUAAAACUACCAAAAUGCCCAUAAAUCGAACGAUAAGAAAACUAAUUAUUGUUAGCGAUGGUGACAUUUUAUUAAAUUAUCU
This is a messenger RNA of Anopheles coustani, 1857 nucleotides long. Its product is annotated as zinc finger protein 431-like. Lineage: Eukaryota; Metazoa; Arthropoda; Insecta; Diptera; Culicidae. The transcript has 2 exons. The record is from RefSeq and is a predicted model, not a curated record. The annotation marks the transcript as partial. Gene Ontology annotation, biological process: regulation of DNA-templated transcription. Gene Ontology annotation, molecular function: DNA-binding transcription factor activity, RNA polymerase II-specific; RNA polymerase II cis-regulatory region sequence-specific DNA binding.